Messenger RNA from Clonostachys byssicola, 2661 nucleotides. Lineage: Eukaryota; Fungi; Ascomycota; Sordariomycetes; Hypocreales; Bionectriaceae. The record is from the annotation of a GenBank genome assembly.
AUGCCACCCCGCGAGGGUCCACGUCAAGGCCUGAGGAAGCGGGUGAGAUCGGUGCAGACGCUUACGGAGGAGCAGAUUCAGCAGAAGAGGAUCGUAGAUCGGCGUGCUCAGCGCGCCGCACGUCAGCGGAACAGAGACGCCAUGGCCGACCUGGAACAGCGGUAUACUCGGCUGCAAGAGAUGUAUGAUGAGAGAGAUCGCGAGCUGGGCUUACUUCGUGAGAGCAACCAGAGUCUACAGAGGGCGCUCGACCAGAUCGGCCAGAUUGUCUCGAGCACCAGCCGCAGGACUGAAGUCUCUGCCGAUGGAACGAGCAUGUCUCGAGAUCAGAACGAGUUAUUGGCCCGUGGAUCCAACCAGCAAGAAACUCGUGGAAUCGGCCUCCAGUCGCCAUCCAACCUGCACGGGCAUAUGCAUGCACACGCCAUCACUCCCUGGCAUUGCAAUGCGACCUGCCCCUUGGACCAGAUCUUCCUUGAUGUUCUCGAGUCGAGCAAGAUGAUGAUGUCGCGCGGCGUCCCCAUAGACACCGUCGUCGGCCCGCGGAAACCAUGCGUGAAAGUCGUCGUAGAUGGCACACCUGUUUCAGAGGCAGUGCCUAUGAGUGGCCCCAUCUCGGAGAUUGUGUCGGUCUACCCAGGAUUCGCAUUGCCAGAAAGACUGGCCUUCUUCUACAUCAUGUGUCUGUCGAUGAGGUGGAAAAUAUCGCCCACCCGAGAAAACUACCUUGCGAUGCCGUUUUGGCUGCGUCCGACCGUGAUACAAGUCACCACGUCGCAUCCAAUAUGGAUGGACAAUAUUCCCUGGCCUGGUAUGCGCGACUUCAUCAUCGAAAGCUUCGAGGACUUUCACCACCCAGAGUUCUCUCCACACUUCUCUACAAAUAUCAGUGUGAAUUGGGCGGACGGGGAGCCGUACAUUGAGUCCGGAGACGAGCUCGUCUUGACCGAGACCUUUGAGAAACACGCGCCCUCGCUCCCAGUGCAAAAUCAAGACACAGACCCAGGACCAGCUUUCGGCCACCAUGACCAUUAUACGAGCGAAAAGAGCCCCUUGAAUGAAAUCACAGACACCCUGGGGAAAUUCCAGAUCGCCGACGGAGGCGAAGUGAGAUUCUUCGGAUCGCGGAGUAACUUCAACCUCCUCCAGACGGCCAUGCUGAGCAGCAAGUCGUCGCGAGAGAUCCAGAUGGAGGGCUUCAAAGCAGCCAUGUCGCGAAUGGAGCCGCUUGACCUCGGCUCUGAGCUCCAGACACACCUGCUCGACCUAUUCUGGCGGUGGCAGAACCAGUGGCAGUACUUUGUUUCCCGCAAGCUCUUCACAUCGAGCCAGGCCUCCUCUGGCGGCGCCGCUUUCGGACCCUUCCACUCGCCCCUACUUCUCACGGCCAUCAAUGCGCUUGCAUCUCGUUAUUCGGAUCGGCUCGAGCUGAGAAAGGACGUGGGCGACCCGAACACGGCUGGAGACCACUUUGUGGAGCAGGUCAAGAUCAUGCUCCAGUAUGAAUGCGAAGCGCCGACGACGACGACGGUCCAGGCAGUGCUGCUGCUAUCCCUGUGCGAGACAGCAAGGGACAAGGAGGCUCUCGGGUUCAUGUAUUGCGGCAUGGCGACGAGGAUGGCUCUGAAUUUGGGAUUGCAUGUUGAUUGCUCCAAGUGUGUCCCUGCCGGGUUGCUGACUCCCGAAGAAGUUGAGGAUCGGAGGGUUACCUGGUGGGGAGUCUACAUGCUUGACAAGCUUUUCAACAUUGGGUUAGGGCGUCCAUCCAUGAUCCAGGAGAGAGAUAUCACCGCCAGGAUGCCGUCCUUGGACUCCGAAGAUGAGUUUGCGCUCUGGGACACCGGAAUAGAGGAAGUCACCGGAGUGCUCGACGCAAUAUACUCCCCAAACAACGUAUUGGACGCUGCCUCGAAAGAGGAACUUGCUCUGAACGCACAGAUCAGGCUCUGUUCAUUCUAUUCCUCUCUCCCCAGCUACCUUCGGUUGCCCAAGUCGCCAAACAUAGCCGAGGCACCUGUGCUGCCCCAUGUAUACCAAAUGCACCUGCAAUAUCAUGUCGUCACUAUUUUGUUGCACAGACCGUUCCUGCGGACUACGAGGCUAUCCGAGGGCAACAUCUCAGGCUGUCUGCAGGCUGAUGAUUCUCACACGGAUGCUUGUCGUUCUUCGACAGAGUGCAUCGCCAACAUUCUACGCUGGCAAAGCAAGCAAUAUGGGCUAAGGACGGCACCAAUCUCAACCGUCCACUGCGCAUUCACUGCCGCCAUCAUUCUACUGGCCGAUGCAUCGACCAACUCAGCUUUGAUGCGCGAGAAGGCCCUCCGGAACCUGACGACGUGCGUGAAUGCCCUCGAGGAGAUGGAGACCGCCUGGUCCUGGAGCACGCGGUCUCUGCUGGCGCUGAGGAACAUUGCGCAGAAGUGGAAGAUCCAAGCGGCCGUGUUCUGCAAGCCGAGGUACUCGGAUCUGCCGAUCCACGAACCUCCCAAGGAAGCGGUAGCUCUUGAUGCGACGAUGAUGUUCAGCUUUGGAGAGGAUGCGAUGAGCUGGAUGAAUGAAUUCGAGGGACCAGCCUUGUACGAUAACCCCGGACUUGCGACUGCCAGCCAGCCCACGCAAAUGUUCGAGAUGGAUUAUAAUAACUUCAUGCCGUUUGAGUAG